This is a messenger RNA of Spea bombifrons (plains spadefoot toad), 2499 nucleotides long. RefSeq names its product atos homolog B (gene ATOSB). The transcript has 9 exons. The coding region runs from base 387 to 2291 and encodes 634 amino acids. The record is from RefSeq and is a predicted model, not a curated record. Lineage: Eukaryota; Metazoa; Chordata; Amphibia; Anura; Pelobatidae.
UCACACUCUGCCACCUGCCCCCUCCUGGAAAGUUUGGGGGUUCCGAGUCUUUCCUCCGCACCGGCUCUGGUUCCGCGUUCUCGAGUUCUCUCCGGCAUGGUGUGGAGUAUCGACCUGAAGCCGGAUAUCGUCUGCGGGUGUAGAUACCGUCAUGGCCGGACUCGCCAGCUAGAUGUGCCAGGGGGGGAAAGAAGCUGCCACAGAGGGGGCAUUUCACUGCCACGGGCAGCGCGGCAACGUACAGGGAUGUGGAGCUCCGUCGAGUCCUCGAGGUUUGUGUGAACCUCAGAAGCGAAUCCCCUCUCGCCUCCAGAGCUCCGAUUCCUCCUCCUCCUCCUCCUGCCGUGAAUCCUCAGCAUCUCCUGCUUCUCCACCCGGCUGGAUCCAUGAGGCACAUCCAGAUGGAGACCGCGUCCACGGAGGAGGCAGGAGCGGACGGCUGCCUCCCGGCAGAUAUCGCUUCAGCCGCCCCGGGCCAGCCUGGCUUGGUGGGCGGUGGGCCGGACCGCAAGGUACACUAUCCUGAGAACGAGUUGAAGCUCCAUAAAGUCUAUCACGUCUCCAUCACGUCUCCGCCGUCAUCUCCAUCGCAGGCUGGGCUGAAAACCUGCCACCGCCAAGCCUUGAAGAGAAGUCCGCCGCACCAGCUUCCCCCGGAACCCGCCAGGAGCCCAAAGAGAGCUCUCUGGGGACAGUCCCGUAAUGACGGCCCGUAUGGACAGUGUCAUUUGGAUGGAGACCGUCCAAGCUGCUCGAGUUUUGGAGAGGAAGAGGAGGACCAGGAUACCUUCGAGGACGGGCUGCUUUCUGACGAGAUGCCUUUGUGCGGCUCGGCUCAGCAUUUCUCCCACAGCGGGCUGCAUGUUAUUGAGCACAGAGUGGAGGGCUUCCCACCCCGGGACCCUCUGCGCAAGCGCCUAUUAGUCCAUGCGCACCCAAACCUUGGCUGCAGAAGGACGGACGCCCUCUCGCCUCCUCCGUACACGUCUUUGCACAAUAGCCCCCCAAGAGAUAAACUGCUGGUUUCCCCCAAAGGAUUGUCCGCACCCUGUGAAGACAAUGGGGCAAAUCACCAGGCUGAGGGGGCAACUGCCAGCCGCCGGCACAUAAUUGAUAACGUCUUGCACAAAAUUGCACAUUCAGAGGCUUUCUUGGAAAAGGGCGUCCAUGACCUGCAAGAUGGUGGCUAUUCUAAUGGCGGUGGCAUGGAGGCCGGGACUGCUGUAGAUGAGAUCGUGAAAGAACCGGUUACCCCGCGUGUGUCGGCUCAGAAGCUGCCAGAUGGGGAGGACUUGGGCUGUUCGGAUAAAACCCCUCCUGGGCUCGGCCGGCUUUGCCCCCCAGGGUGCAGCAACACGGGGGUGAAGCGGAAGCUGCUGCCGUCCGGCGAGGCAGCCGACUCCUGCUCCGAAGAGGAGGGUCAGAGCAAACGCUGGAGGCCGGGGCAGAGCUGCCAAGCCCUACACGGAGCCUGCAGGAGCACCGACUCCAAGGCUGCCCCCUUCUGGAACCAUCUGUUACCAGCCGCCAGGAACCCCCAGAAGAGCCCAUCAGACUGCGCCCCCCGGAGGCUGAAGAGAGGACUGCGGUUAAAGACGAGAUCUCUCCGCAGCCCCAGGAAAGGACCUUCGGGCAGAAGCUGCGCCGGGAACUGGACGUCUUCUUGUAUCAGCCGCUCCCUGCUGGGCAACUUCGAGGAGUCCGUGCUGAGGGGCCGAUUUCCUCCGUCCGGUCAGAUCGAAGGAUUCACGGCAGAGAUCGGCGCCAGCGGCUCCUACUGCCCCCAGCAUGUCACCCUCCCCGUCGAGGUCACCUACUUCCAUAUCUCCGAGCACAGCAUGCCCUCGCCUUUCCUGGGAGUCGUUGAUCUGGAAGCCGUGGGCAAGAAGGGUUACAGCGUCCCCAGUACUGGAACCAUUCAAGUGACCUUAUUUAACCCCAACAAGACCGUGGUGAAGAUGUUUCUUGUCACGUACGACUUCAAAGACAUGCCACCCAACCACGUCACCUUCCUGCGCCAUCGCAUCUUCCUGGUGCCCGUGCACGAGUGCGGAGAGGGGGCUGCGCAGGAGUCUCCGGAGAGCGGGGCCGCCAAGGACCGAGCCAAAAAGAUUCUGUGCUACCUCAUGCACCUGAGGUUUCACCGGUCCAAGUCCGGGAAGAUUUACCUCCACGAUGACAUCCGCCUGCUUUUCUCUCGUAAAUCCAUCGAGGUGGAUACCGGGAUUCCUUACGAGCUGAAAUCCUUCACCGAGUCCCCCAAGAACCCCAAAUACUCCCCACGGCUUUGAAGGACGGGGAGCGGUUGCUGCGGGGGCGCCCUGUCCGCGUCCCCUCCGCUUUACCCUUCACACUCGCCUCUAUCACCUGCUCGGCCCCGGACCCUGCGCUGGCGGCCCCGCCAACAGAACCACAGCACGGAACCUCCUAUCUAGUUCUGCUUCUCGGACGCUGCGAGGACGUCCGAGCUGGAAAUCUGUUUAGAAGUUUUUGUCCUGC